Messenger RNA from Thlaspi arvense, 673 nucleotides. NCBI's taxonomy places the organism in Eukaryota, Viridiplantae, Streptophyta, Magnoliopsida, Brassicales, Brassicaceae. The record is from the annotation of a GenBank genome assembly.
AUGAUCUUCUACAGGAAGGGCCCAAAACCACCAAAGAAGGGACAGCCCGAAGGUGCAGUCUAUGACUUUGAGGACAAAAUCAACUCUGCUGUAUUUCCUGCUCUUCAAGGUGGUCCUCACAAUCACCAGAUCGGUGCUCUAGCUGUUGCGUUGAAGCAGGCUAAUACUCCUGGCUUCAAGGUCUAUGCAAAACAGGUGAAAGCAAAUGCUGUUGCACUUGCAAACUACCUAAUGGCCAAGGGUUACAAUAUUGUAACUGGUGGAACUGAGAACCAUCUUGUCUUUUGGGAUCUUCGUCCUCUUGGAAUGACCGAUAACAAGGUUGAGAAGCUCUGCGAUCUGUGCAACAUUACAUUGAACAAGAAUGCUGUAUUUGGAGACAGUAGUGCUCUUGCUCCUGGAGGUGUAAGAAUCGGUACACCUGCGAUGACAUCGAGAGGAUUGGUGGAGAAGGACUUUGAGAAGAUAGGAGAGUUCUUGAGCCGAUCCGUGACACUGACAUUGAACAUUCAGAAGGAGCACGGGAAGCUGUUGAAGGACUUUAACAAGGGUUUGAUGAACAACAAGGAGAUCGAGGAGCUUAAGGCUGAUGUUGAGAAGUUCUCUGCUUCUUAUGAGAUGCCUGGAUUUCUCAUGUCUGAGAUGAAGUACCCGGAUUAGAGAUCUCUCUCUC